AUGGCUACUCAGACGACUGGUAAUACUUCACGGUCUUCGCCAGCAUCGCGCAUUGUGUCGCGAAAAGAGGUCUACGCUGCCAGAAACCGGACGCUGCUCAUGUAUACUUCUGCAGUUAUUGUAUUGGCGGUUGGAGUGACAUACGCUGCAGUUCCUUUGUACCGUAUGUUUUGUGCUGCCACUGGUUUCGCGGGUACGCCGAAAGUAGGGACGGGGCGCUUCGAGGCAGAUCGCCUGGUACCAAUUGAAGAUGCAAAACGUAUCAAGGUCCAUUUCAAUGCGGACAGAGCUGAGGCACUGCCGUGGAAUUUCGUGCCGCAACAAAAGUUUGUUACCGUGCUGCCUGGAGAGACAAGUCUUGCAUUCUACAAAGCCAAGAACAACUCAAAGAAAGACAUUAUUGGAAUUGCGACCUAUAACGUUACUCCUGAUCGAGUCGCUCCUUAUUUCUCCAAAGUGGAAUGUUUUUGCUUCGAGGAACAGAAACUAUUGGCAGGAGAGGAGGUUGACAUGCCGUUGUUGUUCUUCAUUGACAAGGACAUCAUGGAUGACCCUUCGUGUAGAGGAAUAGACGACGUCGUGCUUUCCUACACUUUCUUUAGAGCCCGACGGAACUCACAAGGCCAUCUAGAACCGGAUGCAGAUGAGGACGUUGUGCAGAAAUCCCUAGGGUUUGGCGAUUAUGAGCUGGGGCCCAGGGCAGAAAUUCGCAAUGCAUCGUCGUCUGCUGCAACUGAGACAAGCUCUUGA
Molecule: messenger RNA, 750 nt
Organism: Serpula lacrymans var. lacrymans S7.9
Lineage: Eukaryota; Fungi; Basidiomycota; Agaricomycetes; Boletales; Serpulaceae
Exons: 4
Coding region: 1-750 (249 amino acids)
Cellular component (GO): mitochondrial inner membrane
Molecular function (GO): copper ion binding
Source: RefSeq, a predicted model, not a curated record